UCCCAGAGAGAGAGAGAGACAAUGAAACUGCAAACUUCUGAUCUAGGGUUUUAAAAAUUCCGCACCAUUAAACUUCCAAAAAUAAGGCUUUCACCUGUAGUAACAUAAACCAUCAUUCGAAUUCCUGGAUAAACAUGGGAAAUACUUUAUCAAUGUUAACACAAUACGACAUUGAAGAAGUUCAACAACACUGUAACAAUACAUUUUCACAACAAGAGAUCGUUUCGUUAUACCAAAGAUUCUGUCAAUUAGAUCGAAGUGGUAGAGGAUUCAUUUCUUCUGAUGAGUUCUUAUCUAUACCUGAAUUUGCUGUUAAUCCUCUUUCUCAGAGAUUGUUAAAGAUAAUAAAUGGUUUAAAUUUUAAAGAAUUUGUAUCUUUCUUAUCAACGUUUAGUUCUGGUUCUACUCAGGAACAGAAAAUUGAGUUCAUUUUCAAGAUUUAUGAUUUGAAUUGUAAUGGAAAAGUUACUUUCAAUGAUAUAAUGAAUAUGUUGCGUGAUUUGACUGGAACAUACAUCUCUGAGCAACAAAGACAGCAAGUUCUGACCCAGCUUCUCAAGGAAGCUGGCUAUACAGAGGAUUCUGUAUUUGUUUUGGAGGAUUUUGUGAAGAUUCUUUCUAGCUCUGGCUUGAAAAUGGAGGUUGAAGUUCCAGUUGAUUAGGAGAUUAGUAAGAUUUUAUCACCGCGCCUUCUUGCUAGGGAUGUGAUUGACUAGUUUCUUUUAUUAUGUUAUUGUUUCUAUAACAUCACGAAGAUGUAUACUCCAUUGUCAUGGUAUGAGGUGACGCUUAAUGAUAUUGUAUUGGUCUCCAGAUAGUGUAAGCCAUUUGCCUUCCAAACCAAUUUUAGUCCGUUAGCUUUUCUGAAUGUUGGAAAUGUAAUAAUCUUUCUUAUUUUCCCAAGCGGUUGAUGAGUAAUCUAUCCAAUUUGUAUCUAACAGCUGCAACAUGCAAAAGGUAUGUUAUCUACCUAAAAGUUUAAUGCUUCUUUCUUGUAAUCCUGUUAUUUUAUAAACAGUUUGAUAAACCUUUAUA
Papaver somniferum (opium poppy) is the source of this 1035-nucleotide messenger RNA. RefSeq names its product calcineurin subunit B-like. The transcript has a single exon. NCBI's taxonomy places the organism in Eukaryota, Viridiplantae, Streptophyta, Magnoliopsida, Ranunculales, Papaveraceae. Gene Ontology annotation, molecular function: calcium ion binding. Bases 135 to 662 code for a protein of 175 amino acids. The record is from RefSeq and is a predicted model, not a curated record.